GCGUUUUAAAAAUUGUUCCUAAUUUGAGAUAAAUGAUGCCCGUUUAGUGGCAAUCUUCUCACUCGAUUGUUAAGCGUAAGAAGCGUGCGCGUUGCUGCUUAGGACUUCCUCCUGUUGGUUGCGCAGUUGUGAUGCGGCCUUGGUUUGGCGCUCUACUUGGAAACACGCACAGAUAGGCGCGAGCGCUCAUACAGAAAUAGGGUAUCAUUUUUGUGCCGCUUCCCAGCAACCUUUGAACAGAUACGCGCAUUUGUUCAAACCCCUUUUUAGUGCCUUUUUGGGAAAGAAAACUGCCCCGUGAGGUGGCUUCCUUGCGCCAUUCCGCAGGCUGGUCUCAAAAAGUGGCCUCCAAAGGUGGACCCCUACCCACCACUGCAACCCCCCAUCGCGCAGCACCAAUGGAAACCUCCGCGAACAGCGAGACAGCGCCUCCGAAGGAAGAGGCUGACGGAAGCCCAAUGGAUGAAACCAUUCAAGUUCGUUCCAUGUGCAUCAAUUGCGAGCAAGAAGGAAUAAACCAAAUAGCAAAGCUGCACAUCCCAUAUUUCAAAAACGUAUUGAUACAUUCAUUUGAGUGUGGAUUUUGCAACUACAGAAAUAAUGUCAUUCAGGAUUUAAACACGAUAAAGGAGAAAGGAGUGAAAAUAAUUUUUAACAUUAACAAACGUGAGCAUAUGGAUAGACAACUGAUUAAGUCUGAAUAUGGGGUGUUGAAGAUUCCACAAAUUGAUUUUGAAAUUCCGAAGGAAACACAAAAGGGGUCCAUCAACACCAUCGAGGGGUUUAUGCAGACUGCCCUGAGCAGCCUCACUGAGUAUCUCAAAAAUUUGAAGCAUAUGUACUGUGAGGCCAAUGGGCUCCCAGAAGGGGCGGCCAUCGAGGGGGGAGAAGUUAGCAGUAAGAGUGAACGUGGGGAAGGCGCUCUUGAAGAAAACGCACAUGCGAUAGACCAAACCAACCAGGGGGACAAACCCGCCGAUACUAAUCUGCAGGGCCAACAAAUGACCAUCGAAAGUUACAUAAAGCUAAUCGAGUCAACUGUUCAUAAGCUGUCCACCUACCUCUUGUCGAAGGAGCCCAUCUUCACCAUCGAAAUUGUGGACCCUUCAGGACUCAGCUCCCUGGAGCACUACGAUGAAGAUGUGCAAAAAGGAAUCGUCACGGUGGAGCAUUACAAGCGAAGCAAACAGGAGUUAAACGAAAUGGGGUUUUAUGAGGAAGACUUUGAGGGUAAAAAUGAGGCGGUUGAUUUGGGGCCAGAUGGAGCCAAAGAAAAGGAAAACCACGUAGAGGAAAAAGUGAAGAAGGAAAACUUCGAUUUUAUUAAGAAGUACGUCCACAUGGGUGGCCCAUCUGGUAGUGGUGUUAGUAGCGGAGUGAGCGGCAGCGUGAACGGCAGCGCCUACGUGCGGUACGAAAACAUAAGCGCAGAGGAGGAGGGGAAGCUAAUAGAGUCGUUCACGUCCAACUGCCCCUGCUGCAACUACAUGGGCGCCAACAACUUCUGCGAAAUUAAUAUACCCGGUUUUAAAAAGUGCCUCAUUAUGUCCUAUGUGUGUGGCAACUGCAACUUCAAAACGAGCGAAAUAAAGAGCAGCGGGGAGAUCAAUCCCAAGGGGAAGAAAAUUACCCUCACGGUAAGAAGCAAAAGCGACUUAGAUCGAUUCGUAAUCAAGUCAGAUACGGCAUCUAUUCACAUCCCCAUUGUGGACCUCACGUCAGAUUACGGAACGCUUGGGGGUUCUCUCACCACCGUCGAGGGGCUCAUUCUGAAAAUAAUCGAGUCGCUGGAGGAUAAAUUUAAGUUCCUACUUGGGGAUUCUAGCACGAAUACAAAGGGGCACCACCAAGGGGGGGAGCAGCCAAAUGAUGAUGCUCUUAAGGAAAGCCAAACAAAUAAUGACGAAUCGAUCACAAGUAAAGUAAAAAGCCUCAUUGCGAAUUUGUACAAGUUGUGCAAAACGGAGGAGUUGUGCCCUUUCGAUUUUGUGAUUGACGACAUUGCCUCGAACAGCUACAUAUCAAGUGAGGACUUUUCGCACGAUGAGAAUUUAAAGGAAGAGGAGUACGAAAGGACGUUUGAGCAGAAUGACGUGCUGGGCCUCACAUCAAUGAACACGGAGAAUUACUGA
This is a messenger RNA of Plasmodium vivax (malaria parasite P. vivax), 2132 nucleotides long. RefSeq names its product zinc-finger domain containing protein. The transcript has a single exon. The record is from RefSeq and is a predicted model, not a curated record. Gene Ontology annotation, molecular function: zinc ion binding. Lineage: Eukaryota; Apicomplexa; Aconoidasida; Haemosporida; Plasmodiidae. Gene Ontology annotation, cellular component: nucleus; cytoplasm. The coding region runs from base 399 to 2132 and encodes 577 amino acids.